AUGCUCUUCAGAUCUGCCGUCUUUGUGUUGGCAACGGUUGGUGCGGCCUUUGCUCAGCGGCCAGCUAAUGAGUCUAUCUGCAACUACUACACGACGGUAUUACUGGAAACCAACAAUGCAACAAAUCAAUACACACUCAUGACCCUGCUUGUCAAUACCGCCGUCAUUGGUAACUACACCCAGCCGAAUGUGGGUGUCAGUGUCCCUGGGAUCCUUAAUCCGAAGGGAAUGUACAACGGAAUUAAGGUCAACCUGAUGCCAUACUUCGACGGUAGUCUCGCUUCUACUAAUGACGGAGGCAAGAUGGGCGUCGCGAAGAACUUCCUGGAUGGAGGUGCUGCUGCUCCUCUUAUGAAUAACAUGCCUGCCAAUGACAUGUCAUCAAACCAAUACAAGUUAAUCACUCAUCUUUACGAGUUCUUUGGUAGCCUGCUUGGCUGCUCCAGUGUUGGUAUGAGCGGAUUUCCCGCCUAUGCUGGAGACGCCAGCAUGUAUAAGGUUCACAAGUUCAUGGUUCUCGACCCUUACGAGGUGGGCUACUUCAUUGAGCAGAUCGGCCUGUCCGCCGCUUCUUUUGGUGUCGGGAAGUCGGAUAUUAAUGCAGUCGCCGCAGCCCUUGAAAAACUGUUUGACUACCGCUGCGCACCUAAGACUACUGUCAUCAAGGCACAGGGACCCCAGUACCAGAGCAUUUGCACCAACGAGAAAUGCCCGCUGGCCAUGGACUCGACUUGCGCAGCUCAGCCCGCCAUGGCUCAACCACUUGCUGUCAACUAA
Penicillium brevicompactum is the source of this 777-nucleotide messenger RNA. RefSeq lists its product as uncharacterized. Lineage: Eukaryota; Fungi; Ascomycota; Eurotiomycetes; Eurotiales; Aspergillaceae. The record is from RefSeq and is a predicted model, not a curated record. Gene Ontology annotation, molecular function: oxygen binding; heme binding. The coding region runs from base 1 to 777 and encodes 258 amino acids. The transcript has 3 exons.